AUGGCGCUCACGAAAACCACCAAAGCCAAUGGUGCCACUCGUUUCAUCCCUGGAAGCCACCUUUGGGAUUAUACUACCCCGCCACCCGAGAACAACGACUCCUGUGUCUAUAUAGAGCUGAGCCCUGGGGACGCUUUCUUCAUGCUUCAUUCGACGCUUCAUGGGGGGUCGGCCAACACGACCAAGGAUGAAUACCGUUUCAUCUGUAUGUCUACUUCAACCACCGGUCUUCUGAGACAAGAGGAGAAUCAGUACCUAGCCAAUGAUGUGGAGAAGAUCAAGAAACUACCACUUUCGUUGCAGAGGUUUCUUGGAUGGGGUAUCUCAGAUCCUUGGAAGGGUUACGUCGAACUCAAAGACCCCGUUCUGCUAUUGAACCCCGAUGAAAAGGACUUGGCCAACACAGAAUACUAA
Molecule: messenger RNA, 414 nt
Organism: Pestalotiopsis fici W106-1
Lineage: Eukaryota; Fungi; Ascomycota; Sordariomycetes; Amphisphaeriales; Sporocadaceae
Exons: 2
Coding region: 1-414 (137 amino acids)
Source: RefSeq, a predicted model, not a curated record